Messenger RNA from Hydra vulgaris (swiftwater hydra), 1254 nucleotides. RefSeq lists its product as uncharacterized. NCBI's taxonomy places the organism in Eukaryota, Metazoa, Cnidaria, Hydrozoa, Anthoathecata, Hydridae. Gene Ontology annotation, molecular function: protein dimerization activity. The record is from RefSeq and is a predicted model, not a curated record.
AUGUCCAGCAACAUUAAAGGAGUUCAUGCAAAAAUUUCAGAAAAGUUAAAACGAGUUGUACCUUAUAUUCCAUGUCAAGCUCAUCGAACUAAUACUUUUGUUGAACAUGCGGUUAAAAGAAAUAAAAUGGCUUCAAAUGUCUUUGAAGUUCUUGAAAUGUGCUACGUAUUUAUUUCUUCAAGUACUAAACGAUUCAGCUUACUUAAUUCUAAACUUGAGUUUAUUGAAAAUUCCUUGAAACUUCGCAAUCUUUCAAAGACUAGAUGGUCAGCGCGUUCAGAAUCCAAUCAAGCAUUUUGGAUAAGCAUGGAAUCUAUUGUUGAAUGUUUUUAUGAAAUAAGUCAGUCCAAUUUAUUUGAUAAGAAAACAAAGGAUCAAGCUUUAGCAAUACUUAAAAAAAUCGUGAAUCCAGACUUUAUCAUUAUGCUUAUGCUUAUCAAAGGAGUCAUUGCAAAAACAAAGAUUCUUAAUGAUGAGUUGCAGAAAGUUGAGUUGAACAUUUUAGAUGCUAAAAUGAUUGUAUUGUCUACAAUACAAUCUCUUGAACGAAAUAGAAAAGAAGAAUUUGAAGUACAUCGUGAAAUUGAUGCAGCAAUUAAAAUAUGUAGCAAGUAUGAAAUCGAUACGAUAAAAAUAUACAAAGAUCGUCAUAGACGAAGAGUAACUCCAAAACGCUAUGAUGACAAUCCUGAUACGCUAUGUUCUAGAAAUAUCUAUCAAUACUACACCCAACAACUUAAUUGCGUGUUAGACUGUCUUAUUUACGAAAUGAAUGAAAAUUUACUGGCUUCAUGGUUGAGCAUUGAACCAUUUUCUCUUCUUCAGCAGUCAACAAAAACCUUUACAAUAAAAGAUGUCGAAAAAUUGUGCCUAUUAAUGCCAAAUAAUGGAGUAAAUACAGAUGCUCAUUUAUUUCAUGCAGAGUUAGAAAUUUUUAUGAACACAUUUACUAAAUCUGAUGCUCCAACAAACAAUGAAAAAUUAAAACUGUCGUGGCCAGGACAAAACAUAUUCCCAGGAGUUUUCAAAGCUUUCAAGCUAAUGGCUUCAGCACCAGUGUCCGUUGCAAGCGAUGAAAGAACAUUUAGCAAAUUAAAAAUUGUUAAAAAUAUUUUGCGUUCUACUAUGUCAGAUGCAAGAUUGGAGUCAUUAAUUUUGUUGGCGUCAGAAAAAGAUUUAGUGGACAAUAUAGAUCUUGACGUGUUGGUAAAAAAAUGGUCUAUAACAACACAAAGACGUAUUCAAAUUAAGUAA